UAUCGUUAAGUGUGACAAAAUUGAAUACAUGAUAAUUUGUUGUAUUAUUACGUAUUUUAUACCAAAUGGCCCAAUGUUUAAUGGUCGUAACCAAAUCGAUGUGACGUAUCAUGGAUAUUAACCUAAAGAGAACUUCUCUGCCUCUUUUUGUUCAGCUAUUUAGUGGGAUGAAAGGUGGCGUUCAGCUGAUACGAAACACAAUAAGUGUGUGGAUAAUUGUUUUGAUUGUGUUGACUUGUAUUAAUUGGAGUACUGCGCUCAAAACGUUGCCAUGUGAUUUUUUCGAUUCAAACAAUAUCACCAGCGGCAUACGACAGUCGGAUGAUAGUAUCUUUUUUGAUGGCGUCAUCUAUCCCGAAGAUCAAUAUGCAACCGUAGAUUACGUAUUGAACAAAGGUCGAAGCACCGAUGCUAAACCACAUAUUCGUGGGUGUAUUUGUAACAUUCAAUCAUGUCUUCGACUUUGCUGUCCACUUGGAUCGAUACAUAAUAUGGAGAAUGGAACCAUGGUGUGUCGUGAACAUGAAGCGGCCAAGAAUUUUGAAGGCGAAGUCCUGCAUGCAAAUAACGAAACCGAUGUUGUAACUUUGGACGAUCACUUUGCGUAUGUCCAUGGUCAUCCGUGCAAAAAAAUGUAUAUGGAAGACGACUAUCAAAUAGUACACAACGGAGACAUUUUGAUUAACAAUGAUACUUUAUCAAGUCAAAAAUAUUGUUUUCACGGCAAGUACAAUAAGGCAACAGAUAAAGUUGAUUUGAAAUUACUCAUUUGUUUGGAAGUGCCCGAAUCGCAUCCUCGAUAUGCUAUUUUAGCUACCUGUAUGUUGAUAUCGGUGCUAUUUAUCAUCGCCACAUUAUUGGUCUACGCAUUUGUGCCGAAAUUGCAAAAUUUACAAGGAAAAUGUCUGAUUUGCUACUUAAUUUGUCUGGCAAUUGGCUACACAUUAAUGGCUUACAUACAGCUCAAUGGUUUCAAUUAUGUUCAACCACAUAUUUGUCAUCCGAUUGGAUUCACAAUGCUAUUUGGAUUCCUUUCAGCUUUCUGCUGGUUGAAUGUGUUGAAUUUUGACUUUUGGCUAAAUUUCCAAUCUAAUAUUCGAUUCAAACAAUUUAAUGAGAGAAAACAAUUCGGGAUAUAUGCCUUAUAUGGAUUUGGGAUUCCGUUUCUUCUAACCUUUUUAGUGUUUGUUCUUGACAAUAUCAAAACAUUGCCUUUGAUACUGCGACCAGGAAUCGGAGAUCGAAACUGUUUCCUAACAAAUAUAUUUUGGUAUUUCUACGUACCGAUCGGUAUCUUUUUCAUCAUUAAUAUUGUAUUCUUCGUGUUGAUCGCAUUACAAAUUCGGCAGCUACAACGAGAACUGGCCAUAAGAAGAUCACAAGAAGGUACACCACAAAGGCAGAGAUCAUUACAAAACAAGAGAGAAAAGUUCACUCUUUUCUUGCGACUCUUUUUUGUCAUGGGUAUUAGUUGGUGCAUGGAAGUCGUAUCGUAUUUGAUCGAUUCCAACAGUCCGUAUUUCCUGCUCACCGACAUUUGCAACACUCUGCAAGGAGUAUUCAUUUUCAUUCUGUUCGUUUGUAACCGUCGAGUGCUUAGAUUUAUCAAGGAAAGAUGGUUGAGCUUGCGUAACCAAUCUGUUCCGAAUGAAGAGAACGCAUCGAAUAGUGCCUCAGCCAGUUAUGUGCGACUUAAUCAAAUGACAUCAGUAAAGUAGUGAAUGAACAUGGGAUUAGAAUUUAUCAAGAUAUUGUUUAUAGAGAUCUAUGAAGAUUUAUGAGAUCUUUUUAGUGUGAUACGAUCGAUAGAACGAAAAGAGACACCUUUUCGAUUAAUCUCUCUAGAGAUUAACGAGAUAGAGAUCUGUUUUCAAAUACGUUUAAUUUGAAUAUUUAAAUCAUAUUCCAAUAAGCGCUGCAAAUAACAUGAAUAUUCAAAAGUGCAAUCUCAUCGCUCCAAUAUGUUAAUCGCUGAUUCGACGUCAUGUCACGAUGUGUCGUGACAUCAUUUCGUUCUAGUGUUAUUUAUUUAUACGUGUAAAAUUAGUUUUACCUGCAAAAAACCAACGACAAAUUCAGUUGUUUAAUUUAUAAAAGUGUUUAUUUUUGAUAAUUAGAAAUAAUAAUUGUACCCAUAUGUUUUCUGUGCGGUGGAACGAAGCCCGCCGCGUUGCACAGGCGAGAUAUUGCACAC
Molecule: messenger RNA, 2194 nt
Organism: Sitodiplosis mosellana (orange wheat blossom midge)
Lineage: Eukaryota; Metazoa; Arthropoda; Insecta; Diptera; Cecidomyiidae
Product: G-protein coupled receptor Mth2-like
Exons: 8
Coding region: 111-1718 (535 amino acids)
Biological process (GO): G protein-coupled receptor signaling pathway; cell surface receptor signaling pathway
Cellular component (GO): membrane
Molecular function (GO): G protein-coupled receptor activity
Source: RefSeq, a predicted model, not a curated record